AUGGAGUCUAGUCAUCGGACGCCCCCUGCCUCGGCCUCAGCCAUUCCACGGAGGCUCCAGGCCUGCGAGAGAUGCUGGAAACGCAAGCAAAAGGUCUUGACCGAUGAUGUUUGUGAUAGGCAAUUGCCGGCAUGCACAACCUGUGUGGAAGCUGAUGCACAAUGUGCCCCCCGACGCGUCCCCAUCGGGCCCACUACGGAAGAGGGCAGUGGCCUCUCGCAUGCUGCCGUACCAAACUAUGUGGAAACACUCAAGAGAAAAAGGGACGAGCUAGACGCACAGUUUCGACAGCAAAGGGCACGCCGAGAAAGGGAUGACUCGGUUCCACCCCAGCCGUCGCCGAACAUGGAGACCACUUCAGUAGGUACCCCAGGAGAUUCGAAGCAGACACCCUCAACGGCCCCCACUAGUUUUAGUGAGCGGUCGGUACAGGCGACGAUGGGGGAGAUCGGAUUCCUGUCGCGCAAUGCGAUGGCAGAGCCACGCGACGAAACUCGUGGGUUCCCUCAAGAACUAGCUAUGGGUAGAAUGGUGAGAGCUGCCCUGGUUAUCUCAGGCGAGGAUCCAUCACAGUCUCGAGAUCUGUGCCAUCAUCGACGAACUUUCGUCACCAUGAUGGGGCCUGCGACGGGGAUCAGCAAAGAGUUUGCCGCAACUUACCUGAGCCGUUUCUUUGACCAUGUUGGAGUGAUGUUUCUUCACCUCGACCGGCGUGAGUUACAAGGUGAAUUUGACUCCAAUUUUGAUGUCCGUAGAGGGCAGCCGAGUCAUACGAAUGGUCCUAAUCUAGGGACCGCAUUCUUUGAGUUCAGAGUUUACAUGGCUGUGGCCAUUGGAAUGUUACUUUCACCCGAGCCUGGUAGCGAGCUAUUGGCGACUGGUUUGCAUGCAGUAGCAACGGAGAGACUUGCCACCAUUAUAGAGCAGGGGGAUUGUGUGAAGACCCUACACUGUAUGUGGUUGUUGGCUUUGUAUUCUAUGUUCAGUUCGCUCGGAGGAUCCACUUGGCACCUCGUGGGAUUGGCAAUGAAGAAAUGCAUCUCAUUUAGACUGCACCGGGAGCUGUAUCCAGACUCCGACACGAGCCAAGAAGAGCAAAACAGAAGACGCAGCAUUUUCUGGGCCUUCUAUGUACUUGACAGGUGGACAGUAGCCGAGUUCGACUUUGGCUGCCAUAUCAUCAUGCAUGCUCGACUACUGUCUAGUGUGCGGAGUUCUUCUUCCCGAGGGCGUCUGUACCAUUACCGCAACCUAAGCCACUGGCGAGAUCUACCAAAGUCCGUAAAGGAGUUCGCUCCUAGCGAUAGUGCCCUCUCCGUCUCAGUCAAGCAGCUCUCCUGCAGGGCGUUAACCCAGAUUGCAUUAUUGACCCGAGGUACACAGUCCAAUGGUGGUAUAGUAGGACACGCUCGAUCUGUUGAACACGAUGUUGUGGAUGGCUGCCAAGCAUAUAUUAAUGAUGCAUACUACUACUCUGAGCAAGGAAAGCUUGCAGCAUCAUUCGUUGACGGAUUCGAUCUUUUCGCGGCGGGUGUACUUGUCAUUUGCCUUCCUUCCCUGUCGUCACUUGCAGGGCCUCCACGGGAGUCAGCCACUAUUAGCAAAUGUACAGCCCUGUUGACAACAAUUGGGGAGAGGUUUCCGUCACUCAAGGUGCUCAGGAAACUACUUCUAGCUCUAUCGACUAUCGAGCAUAUUGAAACUAUGGCUCCCGGAAUUACGGAACCCUCCUCCACAGCAGGCCCUUCGACUGCUGAAGUCAAGCCUACCGUCUAUGUCCUUGACACCUUCCCUCCUAAGGCCAUCGAGUACGCCAAGACCUUGUUCAAUAUUAUUCAACCUCAGGAUGAAGAGUUCAAGAACUGGCGGCAAAAUGCAAGAGCGCUGUUAGUUCGAAGCUCGUAUGUUACGGCUGAUGACAUCGCAAGCUGCCCGAACUUAAUUGCCAUCGGCAAGCACGGCGUGGGGAUUGACAAGAUCAACCAGGAUGCCUGCGCACAGCGGGGUAUCAAGAUCCUCAACACCCCUGGUGCCAAUGCGCGUGACGUUGCAGAGCUGGUCGUUGCACUGGUCUUAUCGGUCGCAAGGGGAAUUCGGUCUAUCACAUCCCGGCAAAUGUUGAAGCCCGUACCGAAGGAGACCUGCAAUGGGUUGACUCUGUAUCAGAAGACGAUCGGUAUUAUCGGUAUGGGGAAUAUCGGACGCACCGUGGCGGAGAUUUUCCGCGGCGGCUUCGACGCGACCAUUGUCGCUUAUGACGCCUACAUGCCUGAGGAUGUAUGGUCCCAUAUCCCACAUACCAGGGCAAAGAGUGUCGAUGAGGUGCUUGUCCAGGCAGAUGUGCUCUCUGUCCACGUUCCCCUUACCGCAGAAACUCGAGACAUGAUUUCCUAUCAGCAAAUUCGCGCAAUGAAGCCCGACGCAAUUCUAAUCAAUGCUGCUCGUGGUGGUAUUAUCAACGAGGCCGACCUCACCAAGGCGCUAUCGGAAGGGUAUCUAUGGGGCGCAGGGUUGGAUUGCCAUGAGCAAGAGCCACCGAGCCAUGAGAAGUAUGAGGCCCUCUGGAAGAAUUUGAAUCACGUUGCCUUUGAUACUAUCUGUACAGUUUGUCAGAUUCUUUCCACCGUCUGGCGCUGUUACAAUCCUGGCCUUGGGAAUCCCGUCCGCAUCCACGACAAAUACCGAACCGAGACUGGGAUGGCAGAUAAAGACAUUCCCCUCUUCAUCCACGGCAAAGGAAGUCGCCAGACGGCAUUGGACCGAGUCAUGGCUACGUACAAAAACCGCUCAUCGGGUGAGAGAGCUAGGCCAUUCGGGGAAAUUCCGUUGGAGACCAAGCAGUCGAGCUUGCCCAUUUCUUCCCAAGAUCCUCACGCCAUGGGACUUAUCUCGGAUGCAAAAAGGGCUAUGCAAGAUGCCCCAAAGGAAGUUUUCAAUGCCUAUGUUUUGAUGUGUACAUGCUUCUUCGCCCUUUCCGGCGUGUCGAAAGGGUUUGAUGAAGAGGAAGAGUAUGCCAAUACAAAAGGAUGGCUAGUAUCUAUAGCCACGGCUGGAGCGGUCUUUGGAUGUCUUGGGUGCUCCCCCAUUAAUGAUCGAUUUGGUCGACGUUGGACGCUCCGCAUUGCUACAGUCAUCUAUAUUGCUGGCGUCUUGGGCCAAGGGCUUUGUGGCGGAAACAUUUCCGGGCUUUAUGCAUCCAGAUUCAUUGCAGGGUUGGGAAUUGGCCCGUUGUCAAUUGUUCCUCCAGUUUAUAUUACUGAGAUCUCGCCCAAAGCAAUUCGUGGUCUUCUUACAGUUCUGUUCGCGGCUUGCCAGCAGCUAGGUGUAGUGCUGGGCUUCUUCAUCAACUACGGAGUGACUAAACAGUACCCGGGCGUUGACGAGCAAUGGAUGCUCCCCACUCUCCUUCAGAUUGUCCCAGCUGUGGUGUGGGGAUUCGGAACUUUCUUGUGCUCGGAGUCUCCUCGAUGGCUUCUUUACAAUGGCCAACGAGAGCAAGCAGCAGAUACCCUGUCUAGGCUUCGCCACUUGCCUCGCGAUCAUUCUGUGAUCCUGUCCGAACUAGCCGGUAUGGAUGCUCAAAUAUUGCAUGAAACCGAAGCAGUCAGUAACGCGACCGUAUGGGACCUGCUGAAGGAGACUUUUGUGCCCGUCGAGAACCGCCGUCGCUUCUUCUUAAUCUUUAUGGCCACGCUUUUCUCUCAGUGGUCUGGAGCCAAUGCCAUAACCCAAUAUUCUCCUACUAUAUUCGGAUACUUGGGCAUCAACGGAGAUGAAGCCAAAUUUCUGGCAACCGGAAUCUAUGGCGUGGUCAAGUUCGUGAGCACGGUGUGCUUUGCACUAUUCAUCGUAGACUUUAUCGGUAGACGGCGAUCAUUGAUGACUGGAAUCGGCCUCCAAUUGAUCACUCUGAUAUUUGUCGGCGCAUAUCUCGGCGUUACCAGCCAUCUCUCAACCGAUGAGAUCGGUGCGACUCCUAGCGCCUCUCGCGCGUCUACUGCCGCCAUCGUUGCAAUCUUCCUCCACGCAGUGGCUUGGAGUAUUGGUUGGUUCAGCAUUCCUUACCUUGUCGGCUCCGAGAUAUUCCCUAUUCGCAUCCGGUCGUUGAAUAUGUCCAUUUCAAUGGCGUUCCAUUGGGCGUUCUAUUUCGGAUGUUCGCGUGCCAUGCCAAGUCUGCUAGCUGCUACGCAUAAAUGGGGAGCUUUUGUAUUUUUUAGCUGUAUCUGUCUGAUAUCCUUGAUUUACGUAUUCUUUGCCAUGCCGGAUACAACAGGAAGGUCCCUUGAGGAGUUGGAUAGCCUGUUCCAGCGACCGUGGUACACCGUUUACCAGGUGGCUUACCCAUCACGCGAUGAGAUUCGAGUAGAGAGACUGGAGGACAAGUUGUCGGCCGAUGGAACAUCCAAGCACAUUGAACAGGCUUAG
Molecule: messenger RNA, 4425 nt
Organism: Aspergillus caelatus
Lineage: Eukaryota; Fungi; Ascomycota; Eurotiomycetes; Eurotiales; Aspergillaceae
Exons: 13
Coding region: 1-4425 (1474 amino acids)
Biological process (GO): transmembrane transport; regulation of DNA-templated transcription; DNA-templated transcription
Cellular component (GO): membrane
Molecular function (GO): oxidoreductase activity, acting on the CH-OH group of donors, NAD or NADP as acceptor; zinc ion binding; DNA binding
Source: RefSeq, a predicted model, not a curated record